AUGGAAGAGAACCAAGCCAUACAAGAUGAAAUACAAGCACUAGAAGAGCACCUUGAAGGGGUCAGAAAACGUGUUGGGCUGAGCUCAAGCCGUGAAGAUGCAUCUCUUGACCCUGCUGAAAGUCUAGAAGAUAUUGCUUAAACUUAAAUUGCUUAUAGAGAAGUCCCCUGCAUGGUCACAAGCUACAACUUGUCUCCCAUACCAGUCCACGCUUGCUUACUAUACCAGACACAGUCUAUCACUAUGUUACUCCUACGGGUAAGGCUUGCACUCGCUACUCAAGAGUUAUGCUACACAUCGAGCUUACCUUCCAGAAAAUUCGAAAAAAAUUUUUCUGGUCAAAUUUUCGACCAGAAUGGGAGCCCGAGCCCAGGACUUCAGCCUGGUAUCGUGGGAGGGAUUUUUUCUGAUUGGCCAAAGGGCAUCCUCUGGGCUUGCUGGGUAUCCCUUUCCAUACUCAGCUCAUCAUUUCCUCACAGGGUAAAACCUCCAGCUCGCUAUGUCAUUUUAAUCUAUAUGCUCGAAAAUAUUGCAAAAUCUCAAUUUUUUAAGCGUUUUGAGAAGGAUUCUUCAAAUUUAAUAGAAAAGGGUUAUAAGGCAUCAGGAAGGUAUGACCGAGAUGUCAGUGAGCUAGCCCACAGCAAAGAAACAAUGGAAGAGCAUAUAGAAAGACGAGAGGAACCCCUUAUAGAAGAAGAAAAUUCUACCCCAAGAAGCAGUUUAAACCAUUCCUCAAGAUCUCGGCAAUAUGAAUCUUUGGAUUCCCGAGAAAUUGAAGGGAUUUCUCAGCAUCUGAGCAAUUCUCCUGAAGAACACAGGUUCUCGGCUGAAGAUUAUUUAAGACCUUCACUAUCAAAUCCAUUUAUCCCUCCACAAGCUCAAAUGGUGCAUGGGAUGCAACAACCAGAAAUCCCUGCUGUGCAGAUGCAGAAUCCACUUAUGCCUAUGAUGCAAGGGAUGAUGCCGCCUGGAGCUCCUUCUUAUCCUUAUCCUUAUUAUCCUAUGUAUUAUCCACCUCCUCCAAUGCCAAAUAAUGACUUAUUCUCCCUCCAUGAUUGAACAAAGAAAAUGUAUAUAUAAAUUUUAAGUAAACUUAUUUUUUCGAAAUUUUAAAAAUUCCCAAUUCGCAAGAAUUGGAAAGCAAAUAUUAAUUUAAUUUGAAAAAUUUAUGUAUUAAAACGCAAGUUAUUAAAAUUAAACAGAAUUAGCUAGAGAUUUCAUGAUACUAGUUAUCACUUAUAUAUCAAAUUUUUUUCAUAAAAAUUUUUAAUAUUAAAACAUUUUGUUCGCUCAGAGGGUUUUUUUUACAAAAAUAAUGACUUUUCCAAUGGUUUAAUUCACUCACGGAGGGAGGAUUUAGCAUAUCGCCAACAAAUAGAAUCCUUACAAGCACAAAUAAAUGGCCAAUCACAAUAUAUUCAAAAUUUAUUAGCAAGGCACCAGGACGAAAUAGAAACAUUAAAAAGAAAUUACCAAGAAAAUUUAGCGGGAAAAGAUAAGAAAAUUUCUCAAUUAUCAAAAACUAUUGAAAGUGAUAAAUUGUAUAUUAGUGAAUUAGAAGAGCAGAGUAGAAAUUCUGGGGACAAAAAUAUUAAUGAUUAUUCAGAUUUUAAAGAAAAAAUUGAAGCUCUAGAAAAUUUGAAUGAAAAGUUGAAAAAUCAGCUGGAAAUAGAAAGAGAAAAAAAAGUCCAAGAAAAGUCAGGAAAUUUUGAAAAUGAUUAUGUAGGGUUGAAGCAGAAAAAUGUGGAGCUUAAUAAAGAAUUGUCAUUAGAGCAAGCUAAAUAUGAUAAUUUGUUAGACAGAUUUAAUGCAAAUAAAUCAAAAUUAGCAAUUUUACAAAAAGAGCUUGAAAAAUCUGAUGAAAAAAUCCUGCACCUGCAAAAUGAAUUAUUGGAAGCAAAAAACUUAAUAGCAGGUGCUUCAAAGCAAAAAAACCAAGAAACAGAACGGCUUAAGAGAGAAGUUGUUUACCUUACAAAAACCUUAGAAAACCUUACUCCUCCCUCCCCUCCGUGAGUGAACAAAUCAUUAGAAAAAUCCUAUUUUUUGCCCAAAAACCCACCUCCGUGAGUGAACAAAAUUUUUUUAUGAAAAAAUUUUUGAUAUAUAAAUGAUAGUUACUAUAAUGAAAUCUAUAAGUAAUUCUGUUUAAUUUUAAACGAAUUGUUUUUUAAAACAUAAAUUUUAUAAAUUAAAUUAACAUUUGCUUUCCAAUUUUUGCGAAUUAGGAUUUUUUUUAAAACUUCGAAAAAUAAUAUUUUUUAUAAGAUUUAGAUAUAAAUAUUUUAACAAAAAAAUUAACCCCCCUUCGUAAGUGAACAAAAUUUUUUUGUUCACUCACGAAGGGGGGAGUUAAUAAAAGACCAGAACCAGGCGAAAUCAGCAAACUAAGACAGCAGCUAUUAGAGUCUCAAAGAGAAAUAGAAGAACUAAAAGAGCUGCUGAUGCCUAAAGAAUCAAGGCAUUAUCAGCAUCCUCAUGACGAUUAUGAAGAAUAUCAAGAUGAGUACAAAAUCCCUGACAAAAGAUACGAAGAAAGCUCUCCUUACUACGAAGAAAACUACAGUCCUAGCCAGCAUAGGAUUUCAAAUGCACAGCCAAGAGAGCAGCCAAGUCAGCCUCGGAUAUCAGAGCGGCCUUCAGGAAGACGCCGUGGCUCAAAAUCUAUUCCUGUCAUGCUAAAUUUGUAUAAUAAUUAUUUAUUUUUUUUAAAAAAAAUAUACGCUAUAAAAAUACCAUAAUAUUUCCACUCAUGUAGGGAAUGUAUUGAAUUGGGAAAAUCAGCUAGAUGAGCCAUCCUUAAAAGAAUCACCAGUCACAAAAUCGAUUUUAGACCCAAUUUUAGAAAUAGAAAACACACUAAUGAACUUACAAUUAGACAAACAGCGCCUGGAAUCAGAAUAUUCAAAGCUGCCAGCUCAUUCAAAAAGUAGAGCUAGUAAGCUUAGAAGAGAUCAAAUUGAAGAAGAGCUGAGCGUGGUUGACAGAAAUAUCAGCAACCUAAAAAGCAAACUGCGAGGUAUGCAUGCUUUGCGUUAA
Messenger RNA from Blepharisma stoltei, 3039 nucleotides. Lineage: Eukaryota; Ciliophora; Heterotrichea; Heterotrichida; Blepharismidae. The record is from the annotation of a GenBank genome assembly.